AUGUGGAGAUCAACCCUUACGGGACUAUUACUAAUAACUUUAACAAGGGCUUACAAGAACCCAUACUAUGCUCCGGGAAGAUCAGUAAACGUGCAUCUUUUCGAAUGGAAGUGGAACGACAUCGCCGACGAAUGCGAAAGGUUCUUAGGACCAAAAGGAUAUGGCGGCAUCCAGAUAUCUCCUCCGAAUGAGAACGUAGUUCUGCGCACAUACAAUAGACCAUGGUGGGAACGUUACCAACCCAUUUCGUACGUGCUAGUAACGCGAUCAGGUAACGAACAGCAAUUUGCUGACAUGGUACGACGUUGCAAUGCUGCUGGUGUCAGGAUCUACGCGGACGCAGUUAUAAAUCACAUGACUGGCGAGCCUCCGGAAAACUAUGGAACAGCGGGUAACACAGCCUCGUAUAAAGACUGGUCCUACCCUGCAGUGCCCUACUCCGCGGAAGAUUUCAAUUGGCCUCAAUGUGGAAUCGAUGGCAUGGACUAUGUGAAUAAUGCAUCGAGAGUCCGAAACUGUGAGCUUGUUGGAUUAAAAGACCUAAAUCAGGGACAUGAACAUGUAAGGAAAAGAAUUGUAGACUUCAUGAAUAAAUUGAUUGACUUGGGUGUUGCUGGUUUUAGAAUCGACGCUGCGAAACACAUGUGGCCCAAUGAUUUGCAGAUCAUAUACGAUCGACUAAACAACUUAAAUAGUGCACACGGAUUCCCGCCAAACGCGCGUCCAUUCAUCUAUCAAGAAGUCAUCGAUUAUGGAGGCGAAGCCAUUAGCCGAAAUGAAUACACACCGCUAGGAGCUGUAACUGAAUUUUUAGCUGGAUCGGAACUUAGUAACGCGUUCAGAGGAAAUAAUCAGCUAAAAUGGCUGUCAAGCUGGGGUCCUCAAUGGGGACUUUUAUCACACGGCGAUGCAUUGACUUUUAUCGAAAAUCACGACAAUGAAAGAGGUCACGGUGGCGGCGGUGGAAUCCUGACAUACAAAGAACCCCGACAAUACAAAGGGGCAAUAGCGUUUCUUCUAGCUCAUCCCUACGGUGAACCUCAAGUUAUGAGCAGCUUUGAUUUCUGGGACUCAGAAAUUGGACCUCCGAUGGAUCGUGAUGAAAAUAUUAUUUCACCUUCACUUAAUUCCGAUGGUACUUGCGGCAACGGAUGGGUUUGCCAGCACCGUUGGAGACAAAUUUACGCAAUGGUAGGCUUUAGAAACGCAGCAGGAACCACUGGACUGAACGAUUGGUGGGAUAAUGGAAGUAAUCAGAUCGCUUUCUGCCGAGGAGGAAACGCAUUUAUUGCAUUUAACAAUGACAAUUGGGACUUCAACCAAAAUUUGCAGACCUGUCUUCCAGCGGGUACAUACUGCGAUGUAAUAUCAGGUGAUAAAGUGAACAACUCGUGUCGCGGCAAGACGGUGACGGUCGGCAACAAUGGCUUCGCGCAGAUCUUCAUCGGUGCUAACGAAUAUGACAUGAUGCUUGCUAUACAUGUUGGGCCUGAGAGUCGACUUUAA
Messenger RNA from Parnassius apollo (apollo), 1506 nucleotides. The record is from the annotation of a GenBank genome assembly. Lineage: Eukaryota; Metazoa; Arthropoda; Insecta; Lepidoptera; Papilionidae.